AUAUUUCAGAACAAUAUGGGGAAAAUAUUAUCAAAAAUCUUUGGCAAUAAGGAAAUGAGGAUAUUAAUGCUUGGUUUGGAUGCAGCUGGAAAAACAACUGUUUUAUACAAAUUAAAGCUUGGUCAGUCGGUCACAACUAUACCUACAGUUGGAUUCAAUGUUGAAACAGUCACUUAUAAGAAUGUUAAAUUCAAUGUGUGGGAUGUUGGUGGACAAGACAAAAUCCGUCCGCUUUGGAGGCAUUAUUAUGCUGGUACUCAAGGACUUAUUUUUGUAGUUGAUUGUGCUGACCAUGAAAGAAUUGAAGAAUCAAAGUUGGAGCUGCAUAGAAUAAUUAAUGAUAGAGAAAUGCGAGAUGCAGUUAUUUUAAUAUUUGCAAAUAAACAAGAUUUGCCAGAUGCAAUGAAGCCUCAUGAAAUUCAGGAAAAACUAGGCCUUACUCGAUUAGGUGGAGAUCGAAAGUGGCACAUACAACCUUCUUGUGCGACGACAGGUGAUGGUUUAUACGAAGGCUUAAUGUGGCUAACAUCAAGUAGUAAAGGUUAA
Molecule: messenger RNA, 546 nt
Organism: Uloborus diversus
Lineage: Eukaryota; Metazoa; Arthropoda; Arachnida; Araneae; Uloboridae
Product: ADP-ribosylation factor 6-like
Exons: 4
Coding region: 16-546 (176 amino acids)
Biological process (GO): vesicle-mediated transport; intracellular protein transport
Cellular component (GO): cytoplasm
Molecular function (GO): GTP binding; GTPase activity
Source: RefSeq, a predicted model, not a curated record